Molecule: messenger RNA, 866 nt
Organism: Oryza brachyantha (malo sina)
Lineage: Eukaryota; Viridiplantae; Streptophyta; Magnoliopsida; Poales; Poaceae
Product: N-alpha-acetyltransferase MAK3
Exons: 4
Coding region: 99-695 (198 amino acids)
Biological process (GO): N-terminal peptidyl-methionine acetylation
Cellular component (GO): NatC complex
Molecular function (GO): protein-N-terminal amino-acid acetyltransferase activity
Source: RefSeq, a predicted model, not a curated record
UGGCGAAAUCCUACAAUGGGCCUCGCCGCCUGGGGCUCGAGGGCUUCUCCCUCCGCAGAGUGGUCAAGGAGCUCGUCGGCGACUUCGCGGCGGCGGCGAUGUCGGCGGAGGCCAUCGAGCGUGGCGAGCCCUCCGGCGAAAGGGACGGGGUUGGGGACGGCGGGAUCACGUACGUCAGCUACGGCGGUGAGCACCACCUGCCUCUGGUGAUGUCGCUGGUGGACGAGGAGCUCAGCGAGCCCUACUCCAUCUUCACCUACCGCUACUUCGUCUACCUCUGGCCCCAGCUCACCUUCCUCGCGUUUGAUCCCAAGGAUGGCAAGUGCGUCGGAACGGUGGUGUGCAAGAUGGGGGAGCACAGGGGCGCGUUCAGGGGGUACAUCGCCAUGCUCGUCGUGCUCAAGCCCUACCGUGGCAGGGGAAUUGCAACUGAAUUGGUUAAAAGAUCCAUUCAGGUAAUGAUGGAAUCGGGCUGUGAGGAGGUGACACUUGAAGCAGAAGUUACAAACAAGGGCGCCCUCGCGCUAUACAGCCGUUUGGGUUUCAUCCGAGCAAAGAGGCUGUACAGAUACUAUCUGAAUGGCGUGGACGCAUUUCGCCUGAAACUGCUGUUCCCUCGCCCUGAUCCUGGUCUGCAUCCGAUGAUGCUAGGCAACGAGAGAGAUGACCAGCACAUGGAUUCUCCCUACUUGUGAUCGAUCCCAGUCUGAUCGAUGGCUAGGAUGAGUUUAGGAUCCAAAGGUUUGUUUUGCUGUUUUACUUGAGUUUGAUGCUUUUGGUAGCUUUUGCUGACUCUUGUAACCUUGCUGAGUUUAAAGAGAACAUUGUUGCUCUUGUAACAUGGCAUACAUGUUUCUUUCAAAUGA